AUAAGACAUUCUAAAUACCAUAAAAAAUCAAAGAAAAUAAAAAUUAGAGAGAGCGAGAGAGAGAGAGAGAGAGAGGGAGGAGGAAGAGGAGGAGCGAUCGAAAUCCUUGGAGGUCGCGGGUUUGCGGCGGGGGGGUGCAACCAAAACUCUGGGUCGAAUCGGUCGAGGGCGGUUGGCAUGGCGAUGCCAUUUGCCGGAGACGGGGUCCUCGCCCUGAUGCCGCAGGAGGUGGUCAACUCGAUCGACCCGGCGCCGUCCUCACCGCCGCAGCCGGCUGAGAAGCCGCUCACGGAAUCGCCGGAGAAGUCCCCAAUCCUCGUAUUCGUCUAUUUCCAGAAGGCCAUCCGGUCGGAGCUCGACCGGCUCCACCACGACGCCGUCGAGCUCGCCACCGCCGGCAGUGGCGACGUGAGCUCCCUCGCCGACCGCUGCAUCUCCCUCUUCGACAUCUACCAGCACCACUGUAACGCCGAGGACGCUGUCAUCUUUCCGGCUCUUGAUACACGUGUCAAGAACGUGGCUAGGACAUAUUCUCUCGAACAUACAGGGGAGAGUCAUCUUUUCUAUGAUGUGUUUGUUCUAUUAAUUUCACACAUGAAAAGUGAGGAUCGUCUCUGGAGAGAACUUGAUCUUCGUAUUGCAUCAAUAAAAACAUCAUUUAAUCAACAAAUGCCCAAGGAAGAAAAGCAGGAAUUUGUUUCAGAGGAUCAUUUUCGAAGAGAAUUAGCUUCCCGCACUGGAGUCAUAAAAACAUCACUUAGCCAGCACAUGUCUAAGGAAGAAGAGCAGGUCUUCCCCUUGCUAAUGGAGAAGUAUUCAUUUGAAGAGCAGGCUGAUUUGGUUUGGGAGUUUUUGUGUAGUAUCCCUGUGAAUAUGAUGAAAGAGUUCCUUCCUUGGCUUUCCUCUUCUAGUUCACCUGAUGAACAUCAGGAUAUGAUCAACUGCAUGAGGAAGAUAGUACCAAAGGAAAAGCUUCUUAAAAAGGUCAUAUUCACUUGGAUAAAAGACAAAUGCAUGGCUGACAUGGGACGAAAUCAUGGUGAUGAAUUUCAGUCGAAGAGUUCUGCACCUGACAGAUCUAUUGAUCACAAUGAGAAGCAUAUCUGUCCAUCUGAUCUUUCCAGGAUUGGAAAAAGAAAACAUAAAGAAUCAGGCAGCAAAAUUGUUGAUCAUCUUGGGUUGUAUCCGAUAGAUGAAAUAUUGCAUUGGCAUAAUGCUAUUAGAAAAGAAUUAAAUGAUAUAGCAGAAGGUGCAAGAAAAAUACAACUUUCUGGAGAUUUUUCUGAUUUGUCUGCCUUUAACAAAAGGCUUCAAUUUAUUGCUGAUGUAUGCAUCUUUCACAGUUAUGCUGAAGAUCGAGUAAUAUUUCCAGCAGUAUUAGAUGGAAUGGAGUCCCUUUUGCAGGAGCAUGCAAAUGAAAAAAUUCAGUUUAACAAGUUUAGGUGCUUAAUUGAAGAAAUCCAAAGUGCAGGGGCCAAUUCUACUUCUGCAGAAUUCUACUCAGAAUUGUGUUCACAUGCUGAUCAAAUAAUGGACACUAUUCAGAAGCAUUUCCAUAACGAGGAAGCUGAGGUUCUUCCUCUUGCCAGGUUGCGUUUUUCUCCAGAGAAGCAGCGCAAGCUUAUGUUCAAAAGUCUGUGUGUUAUGCCCUUGAAGUUGUUGGAACGUGUUUUGCCAUGGUUUGUUGCAAAUCUAAGUGAUGAGGAGGCAAGUUCAUUUCUCCAGAAUAUGCACCUAGCUGCCUCAUCAUCUGAAUCUGCACUGGUUACAUUGUUCUCUGGUUGGGCUUGCAAGGCUCGGAGUGAGGGUAUAACCAAUUCUGGCAACUUUAUAUGCCUGACUUCAAAGGCAAUCAGUUGCUUUAGUUUCGAAGAUAACGCUGAAUCAGAAGAAGAUUUCAGAGAAAAAUUGUGUGUGUGUGCUCGUGUACUUGGUUGUAAGAAAGACUUGACUGCUCUGGGAAGUGAGAAAAAUGCCAGACCUGUUAAACGAGGCCACUUUUCAGGAUUUUGUGAAAAUUCUGGUGAAAGCAAUACUUCAAAAGAUAAUGACAUCAAUACUAUCCCAUGUUGCAAAAAGCCCUGCUGUGUGCCAGGUCUAGGAGUUGCUAGCAGUAACAUGGGAAUAAGUUCACUUGAUGCAACAAAAUCUUUGCUUCUUUCAUCUUACAAUUCUUCUGCUCCUUCCUUAAACUCCAGUCUCUUUAUUCCAGAGAUGGAAUUGAAUUCAUGUACUAGUGAGAAUACUUUGAGGCCGAUUGACAACAUAUUUAAAUUUCAUAAGGCAAUUAGCAAAGAUGUGAAGUAUUUGGAUGAUGAAUCUGGAAAUCUUAUACCUUACAAUGAAGCCAUUCUUCGGCAGUUCAGUGGGAGAUUUCGCUUAUUGUGGGGUCUAUAUAGAGCUCAUAGUAAUGCUGAGGAUGAUAUUGUUUUCCCAGCUUUAGAAUCAAGAGAAACUCUUCAUAACGUGAGCCAUUCAUAUACCCUUGACCACAAGCAGGAAGAGAAGGUCUUUAAAGAUAUUUCUGAAGUGCUUUCAGAGCUUUCACAACUGCAUGAUGGCUUGGUAACAAAUGACAAUAAGGAUGCUGCAAGUGGAAGUAAGUCUGAUUCUUCUCUUCAUUUAAUUGAUCAGACAAGGAAACAUAAUGAGCUUGUCACUAAGCUUCAAGGAAUGUGCAAAUCUCUACGAGUUACACUGAAUAAUCAUGUCUUCAGAGAAGAGCUUGAGUUAUGGCCAUUGUUUGACAAACAUUUUUCAGUUGAUGAGCAAGAUAAGAUUGUUGGACGAAUAAUAGGAACAACAGGAGCAGAGGUCCUCCAAUCAAUGCUACCAUGGGUAACUUCUGCUCUUAGUCAAGAGGAACAAAAUAAGAUGAUGGAUACAUGGAGGCAGGCAACCAAAAAUACAAUGUUUAAUGAGUGGCUAAAUGAGUGGUGGAAGGGCUCUCCUCCAUUGUCUACAUCUUCUGCAGAGAGUUCGAGUCUUCCAAAAGGUACCGAUUACCAAGAAAGUCUUGAGCAAUGUGACCAGAUGUUCAAGCCUGGUUGGAAUGAUAUAUUUAGGAUGAAUCAGAAUGAGCUUGAAUCAGAGAUACGGAAGGUUUCACGAGAUCCAACACUUGAUCCACGAAGAAAGGCAUAUCUUAUACAAAACUUAAUGACGAGUCGCUGGAUAGCAGCUCAGCAGAAAUUACCUGAGUCUAGAACUGAGGAAGCUAUAGAUGAGGAAGAUAUACCUGGAUGCUCUCCAUCCUUUCGGUAUCCAGAUACACAAAUCUUUGGCUGUGAGCAUUACAAGAGGAACUGCAAACUCCUUGCUGCAUGUUGUAACAAGUUAUUCACAUGCAGAUUUUGCCACGACAAAGUUAGUGACCAUUCGAUGGACAGAAAAGCAACAACUGAAAUGAUGUGUAUGCGCUGUUUAAAGGUUCAACCAGUUGGCCCAACGUGCAAGACGCCAUCCUGUGGUGGUUUCUCAAUUGCGAAAUAUUAUUGCAAUAUCUGCAAGUUUUUUGAUGAUGAGAGGACAGUGUACCACUGCCCAUUUUGCAACUUGUGUCGUGUUGGAAAAGGACUUGGCAUAGACUUCUUUCAUUGUAUGACAUGCAAUUGUUGCUUGGGAAUGAGAUUAAAAGAACACAAAUGUCGUGAGAAAGGUCUAGAGACAAAUUGCCCAAUUUGUUGUGAUUUUCUAUUUACAUCAAGUGAAGCAGUCAGAGCUUUGCCGUGUGGACAUUUCAUGCACUCAGCAUGCUUCCAAGCCUAUACUUGCAGUCAUUACACAUGCCCAAUUUGCAGCAAAUCCUUGGGAGACAUGGCUGUAUACUUCGGCAUGCUUGAUGCUUUAUUGGCUGCUGAAGAGCUUCCUGAGGAGUACUGGGAUCGGUGUCAGGACAUACUAUGUAAUGACUGUGGUAAAAAGGGCACAUCUCACUUCCACUGGCUUUACCACAAAUGUGGCUUUUGUGGUUCGUACAACACAAGGGUGAUCAAGACCGAUGCAAUCAACUGCUCCACAUCAGAUCGGUGAAUGAAUCCUUGUUUCUCUUUCUGGUUUUCGAUUUCCCCUUUCAGGUGUGUAUAUAUAUUAUGCACUUAGCAGCAACUUUUUAUGCCUUUGCUGUAGCACUCGUUGUUAGUUCAUAGUAUGUCCAUUUAUUUUUCCCACAAAUGCAGAAAAAUGCGAGUAUUCGUCUGGAAAAUGUUUUAAUAUAAAUCAAACAGGCUUUCCCCA
Messenger RNA from Musa acuminata AAA Group (dessert banana), 4236 nucleotides. Its product is annotated as zinc finger protein BRUTUS. Bases 178 to 4032 code for a protein of 1284 amino acids. Gene Ontology annotation, molecular function: zinc ion binding. The transcript has 14 exons. The record is from RefSeq and is a predicted model, not a curated record. NCBI's taxonomy places the organism in Eukaryota, Viridiplantae, Streptophyta, Magnoliopsida, Zingiberales, Musaceae.